UUAGUAAAACGUUAGUCAAGUCGGUGCUUCAAUCAGAAAAUUUCUUUUGUUUUUAGGACCUACAUCAAGAGAUAUCCUAUUAAUAGAAGAUGACAGAUCUAAGUCCAUUAGUAAAAGCCGUGUGUAAGAAUGGAAGAUGGGAAAACCCUGUGGAAUUUGAUACCUGGAAGAUGCCCAACAAACUAGAGUUUGUGAAGCUGAGAAUGCUUGAAAAAGAUAAUAGUAACAUCCCUACAGACCCUAAGGAACUGGACAAAACCUUACCUGUUAUGCCUGUGGAUUUUGAAAAGCUGAAAAACCCUGACCCAGACAGUAUACAAGUCCUCUGGAUUGGGCAUGCGACAGUGUUUGUACAAAUGGAGGGAAUAAACAUCCUCUGUGAUCCAAUAUUCAGUGAACGUUGUAGCCCCACAUUUAAAGUUGCUGGAUUAGAACUGAUGAAGCACUUUGGUUACAAGCGGUACCGACCAGUUCCAUGUAAAAUCAAAGAACUCCCACCAGUGGAUGUUGUUUUAAUUAGCCAUGACCAUUAUGAUCAUCUGGACACAGAGUCUAUCAUGGAAAUCAAAGAAAGCUUUCCCAAUGCUAAAUAUUAUGUUCCCAUGGGUCUGAAGGAUUGGUUCAAGGACUGUGGUUGUCAGGAAGUGAAUGUGGAGGAGAAGAAUUGGUGGGAGGAAAUACAGCACCACCUACCGGACAAGCAGAGCCGCAGUGUAACAUUUGCCUGUACCCCCGCGCAACACUGGUGUACUAGGACGGGGAUUGAUCAGAAUAAGAGACUUUGGUGCAGCUGGGUUGUGAAGGGAGAAACACACUCUUUCUACUUUGGGGGUGAUACUGGUUAUAAUAAAAUAGCCUUCCAGCAGAUUGGGAAAAAAUAUGGGCCAUUCUCCCUGAGUGUACUGCCAAUUGGAGCAUAUGAGCCAAGAUGGUACAUGCAUCCCCAGCAUGUAAGUCCUGAACAGUCUGUAGAUAUCCACAAAGAAAUCAACUCCAAGUUCUCUCUGGGAGUUCACUGGGGAACAUUUAAACAGAUGGGAUGUUUCGAGAACUAUCUGGAACCACCUACAUUAGUAGCGGAACGUUUGAGGGAACUGAACCUACCAGAGAACAGCUUUAGGACCAUAAAACAUGGAGAAAUUUGGAGCAUUUCAAAAGAGGAUGUGAAUCCUUCAUGAUAAAGCCCUGAAUCAGGAGAUUUUAGAUUCUUUACAAAUUAAACUUGGACAUGACUGAAAAAUAUUGAGACAUGAUAAUUUUUAUUAGACUUAAUCUAUCAGUAUUUUGUCAAAAUAGAACAUCUGAAAAUUUUACAGAUUUUGGAUUUAACAUGUUUAAGAAACAUCCCCCUCAAUGUUUCUUUGUUUACUGUAAUUUCUUACAUUUUUAACAAUGAAAUACUGUAAUUUAUUGAUGAAAUAAAAGUGACAUUUUUUCACAGAUUGAAAAAUAUCAAAAUUAUAUUUUUCACACUGUGAAAAUAGAAAAUCAAAAGUGCGACAAAACUCCAAAUUUUCCUUCCCUUCACAAAGAGUUUUGUUAAAAUUACUCUGUAGCCAGUUAUGUUAGAGUAAACAAUCAAAGUUUCUCCAAAGUCCAUGAUUACAAUUUGCAAUCACACACAGCUUAUACAUGUAGCUAUAAUAUUUCAACCAUGUGCACUCCAAUUAUGAUGUCACAGCGUACAACACGAUAAAACGAAAAGACUGGGCAAAGAAAAUGUAAUAAACAAAAAAUUCAAUGUUUUGUACAUGUAGUUGGAUAUAGAAUUUAUUUCACUUGUAAGACAGGAUUUUUAUUUAAUAUUUUCACCCUUGCUUCACACUUGUGGAAAUGUAGAAAAUAAAUUGAUCCACUCGCGAAAUAAAUUCCAUAUCCAGCAACAAAACAUUGAAUAUCCUCUAUUUAUCUUGAGCAACUCUUUUUCAUUUACAUUCAUUCAUUGAUUUUUUCUUAGAUACAUGUACUUUAUAUACUAGCAGUAAGCAUACAUGUAUAUUAAGCUGGUUUUCUUUCAAGUUGGUUAUGGUGAAAGUACAGUGUAAAAUGCCUAUACGCAUACAUGUAUCUGUGUGCAUAAUGUUCAUCUCAUACAGCUGUGCAAUAAAGUUUUUGUUUAUAAACUA
This is a messenger RNA of Saccostrea echinata, 2126 nucleotides long. Its product is annotated as N-acyl-phosphatidylethanolamine-hydrolyzing phospholipase D-like. The transcript has 6 exons. Gene Ontology annotation, cellular component: cytoplasm. The coding region runs from base 90 to 1178 and encodes 362 amino acids. Gene Ontology annotation, molecular function: zinc ion binding; N-acylphosphatidylethanolamine-specific phospholipase D activity. The record is from RefSeq and is a predicted model, not a curated record. Lineage: Eukaryota; Metazoa; Mollusca; Bivalvia; Ostreida; Ostreidae.